UAUAGGAAAUUUUCUCCACAAUUCCAUUCAGGGAAAAAAAAAAAAAGCUGAUAUGAGAUUUCAAGAAAUGCUAAUGAAAUUUGCGCUAACAUGGGUGCUCGUAGCUGCAGCAGCUUUUGCAGCAACACAAGAAUUUCCCAUAGCCAAGCCAGGUUGCCGAGAGAGAUGUGGAAAUAUCAGCAUCCCAUAUCCAUUUGGCUUGACAAAAGACUGCUACCUCAAUCGUUAUUUCCUUAUAAGAUGUAAUGAAACUUUUGAUCCUCCACGAGCAUUUUUAACAAACAGUUCAAUCAUUGUAACUGAGAUAACCCUUGACGGGAAGUUGCACAUCCUUCAAUCUGUAGUUCGAGAUUGCUAUAACACUACCUCAGGCGCAGCAGCUCGCGACAACAACCGCUGGUCCAUGCUCAGGCUAAGUAAAUUCGUCGUCUCUGAUACUGAUAAUAUGUUCGCUGCUAUAGGCUGCAACACAGAAGCAACCGUCUUGGGUUCCCUAAAAGCGGACAGUGAUUAUGUAUACAAGGUAGGAUGCAUGUCAAUGUGCAACAGCUUAGAAUACGUUCCAAAUAAUACUUGCUCUGGCAUAGGUUGUUGCCAGACUUCACUUGCCAAAGGAGUACGUUACUUGAAUGUUACAGUGAGCAGCUACCAGAUUAAACCUCCCAGUACGAUCACAGGCUUCAGUCCCUGCAGCUACGCCUUCAUUAUAGAGACAAGGUCCUUCAAAUUUGCUUCCAAAAAUUUUUCUGAUCUGAGAUCCGUUAAAAGACUUCCUCUUGUGCUGGAUUGGAAUAUUGGGGACAGCAAUUGCACAACGGUGAUAAACAAUACGAUGAAGAGUGCAUGUCAAGGAAACAGCACUUGUCAAAAUCCUGGAAAUGGGUAUGGCUACAUUUGCAAGUGCUUAGAUGGUUAUCAGGGGAAUCCAUAUCUCUCUAAUGGUUGUCAAGAUAUUGAUGAGUGUGAAAAUUCAACGCUGAACAACUGCGACAAGAUUUGUAACAACACACCAGGAAGUUUUCAAUGUUCUUGCCCUGAGGGAUAUUAUGGUGAUGGAAUAAAAAAUGGAACAGGUACAGGUUGUAUCCGGCGUCGCUCACAGGUGAUUAAGAUCACCGUUGGAAUUGGUGCUGGCCUGAUAGGUUUGCUAGCGUGUAGUUCAUGGAUGUACUGGUGUUUCAGGAAACGGAAGCUCAUGAAACUGAAGGAGAAGUUCUUUAGACAAAAUGGGGGUUUGAUGUUGCAACAGCAGCUCUCAAAAAGGGAAGGAUCCACUGCUGAGACAGCCAAAAUCUUUACAGCACGAGAGCUCGAGAAAGCCACCAAUAAUUAUGAUGAGAGCAAAAUUAUUGGAACUGGAGGAUAUGGUACAGUUUACGAAGGAACUUUAAUGGAUGGAAGAAUUGUUGCAAUCAAGAAAUCCAAAAUGGUGGACCAGAGCCAAAUCCAGCAAUUUAUCAAUGAAGUUGUUGUACUUUGGCAAAUCAAUCACAGGAAUGUAGUGAAGCUUUUGGGAUGUUGUUUGGAGACAGAAGUUCCACUGCUAGUUUACGAAUUUGUCACAAAUGGAACCCUCUUUGAUCACAUUCACAACAAAAGCAAGGCUUUAGCCUUAACUUGGGAAAUCCGAUUGAGAAUUGCUGCAGAAACUGCGGGAGUGCUAUCUUACUUGCAUUCUGCAGCUUCUGUUCCAAUCAUUCACAGGGACAUCAAGACAACGAACAUACUUUUGGAUGAUAAUUACGUUGCAAAAGUGUCUGAUUUUGGAACUUCGAGGUUAGUUCCACUUGAUCAAGAUGAAUUAUCAACAAUGGUGCAAGGAACUCUUGGCUACCUAGACCCUGAGUACUUACACACAAGCCAGUUGACAGAUAAAAGUGAUGUUUAUAGCUUCGGCGUAGUCCUUCUGGAGCUGUUAAGUGGGGAGAAAGCACUUUCUUUUGAAAGGCCUGAGGGGAAGAGAAAUCUGGCAAUAUAUUUUCUUCAUGCAUUGAAGGAGGAUCGCCUGGUGAAUGUAGUUGAGGAUUGCAUAGCAAAUGAAGGAAAUUUUAAGCAGCUUCAGGAAGUGGCUAACAUUGCAAAGAGAUGCUUGAGAGUGAAAGGGGAGGAAAGGCCUGCGAUGAAAGAAGUAGCAAUGGAACUAGAGGGACUACGAAUGAUGGCAAAGCAUCCAUGGAUUAACGAUGCAUCAAAUUCAGAAGAGACGAGGCAUCUACUUGCUGAACCAUCAAUGGAUGUUGUUCAUUAUGAAGAUAUUACUAGUUCAGGUGCUGGAUAUGACACCUUGCCUGGCUGCCAAAACCAAUGUGGAGAUUUAGUUAUCCCAUUUCCAUUUGGAGUAAAUGAGACAUGCUCCCUUAACGAAGACUUCAUUAUAACGUGCAACGCCUCAAAUGCUGCAUUCUUAGGAACCACACAAGUACAAGUCCUCAACAUAUCAGUCCAAGGUCAAUUGCGAAUCGCUGCAGAAGCAGCGUAUGAUUGUUAUAACGAAAUGGGUAACCUUACCAAACGUGCAAGAUCAAGAUUCUCGGUCCCUAAAUCUAAAUUCCCCCUUUCUUACAGGGAAAACAAGUUCACUGCCAUUGGUUGCGACACCUCCGCAAUUAUUCAAGGCACGAAAGCACAGACAUACGCCACUGGGUGCGUGUCCUAUUGUGUCAAACGUGAAGAUGUGACAAAUGGGUCGUGUGCUGGCAUUGGCUGUUGCCAAACUUCCAUUCCAAAAGGAGUGUUGAACUUUUUUGUCAGUGUAGUUAGCUUUUUUGAUCAUCAAAGUGUAUGGAGCUUUAAUCCCUGCAGCUAUUCCUUCGUGGUCGAGGAAAAAGCAUAUGAAUUCUCAGUGUUAGAUCUGGCUGACUUGAGGGGUGUGACAAAGUUACCCGUUGUGCUUGAUUGGGCCAUUGGAAAUGAAACCUGCAGUGAUGCUCAGAAAAGACCAGAAACCUACGCUUGCAAGGACAAUAGCAUAUGCCAGGAUUCUGAUAAUGGUCCUGGUUAUCGCUGCAAUUGCUCUGAUGGGUACAGCGGGAACCCGUACCUCGCUAAUGGCUGUAGAGAUAUAGAUGAAUGUGCAACUCCAAGCGUCCAUCUGUGCACACAUGGCUGCAAAAACACUCCUGGAAAUUAUACCUGUUAUUGCCCCAAGGGGUUCGAGGGGGACGGCAGAAAAGAUGGAAAUGGGUGCACUCGCAUUCAAAAGUCACCCAUUGGAGCUACCAUUGUCGUUGGCUUUGGCUUUACACUCCUGCUCGUUGCAAGCUCCUGGCUCUACUUGAUUAUAAGGCAAAGAAAGCUCAUAAAGCUUAGGGAAAAGUUCUUUCGGCGAAACGGUGGAUUUAUGUUGCAACAUGAACUCUGCAAUCCAAAACGAACCUCCAAUAAUGCAACAAAAAUAUUUACUGCAGAGGAGUUGAAGAAGGCCACCAGAAACUACGACGAGAGUACAAUCAUUGGUAAAGGAGGCUUUGGUACAGUUUAUAAAGGAACUCUGACAGAUGACAGAGAAGUUGCCAUCAAGAAGUCAAUGGUUGUUGAUCAAACCCAGAUUGAGCAAUUCAUUAAUGAGGUUAUUGUUCUCUCCCAAAUCAACCACAGGAAUGUAGUUAAGCUCUUAGGUUGCUGUUUAGAGACAGAAGUCCCACUAUUAGUUUAUGAAUAUAUUUCAAAUGGUACUCUCUUCGAGUACGUACAUAACCAAAGCAAUGCAUCAUCAGCAAUUUGUUGGGAGACCCGCCUGAAGAUAGCAGCAGAAACAGCAGGAGCACUGUCAUAUUUGCACUCUGCAGCUUCUGUGCCCGUCAUUCAUAGAGAUGUUAAGACAACCAACAUACUCUUAGAUGCUAAUUACACUGCAAAAGUCUCUGAUUUUGGUGCUUCAAGAUUAGUUCCACUGGAUGAAAUUCAGAUGUCUACAAUGGUGCAAGGAACAUUGGGAUACCUGGACCCAGAAUACUUGCACACAAGUCAAUUAACAGAGAAAAGUGAUGUCUACAGCUUUGGGGUGGUCCUUGUGGAACUACUAACAGGUAGAAAGGCUCUAUGUUUCGACGGACCGGAGGAAGAGAGAAGUCUUGCUAUGCAUUUUCUAUCUUCUAUGAAAGGAGAUCAAGUGGUUGAAAUUGUUGAGAAAGAUAUCUUGAAUCAGGGAAACAGAAAGCAACUGGAGGAAGUGGCUAAAUUAGCAAAGAGGUGUUUAAAUUUGAAAGGGGAGGAGAGGCCUAGCAUGAAGGAAAUUGCAAUGGAAUUGGAAGGACUGAGAAUGAUGGGAAUGCAUCCAUGGGAUCAAGUGAAAUCAGAAGAGACAGAACAGUUGCUGAAUCUGCAAGAUAAUGUUUUUGAUCAUGUUGAUGGUGGCAUUUCAAAAGCUGGGUAUUAUAGCAUGAGGGAUCAGGUCAAAUGCGAGACACGUGCAGGCCACAGUGACUAAAAUCUAGAACCCUAUCAUUUUGAAAGGAGCGCAAUUUUCCACCAGCUGCAUCCAACUCUGGCUGUCACAUAGAAGCCUGCAUAUAACGUAAGAUCAUCUUUCUUCCGACAAUCUUUCUACUUACUGCCAUAUUUUAAUGUCAACCAAAACUUGAGCUGCGCACUUUUGAUGAAAGGCUACCUUUCUUUGCAAGGACAGUGUAUAUUUAAGUAUCUUAACAAUGUUCUGUUGGGUCCUAACUUGCCCUAGUUUAGAUGAUGAGGGUUGUCUUUUAAACUUUGAAGAAUUAAUUGGUUUGCCUUUUUUCGUUGCAAUUUUACCUUUGUUGGCAAAGUAGUAAGCAAAAGUGUCAAAGAUGCUUCUUUUGGACUCUUUUUAAAUGUUAUGAAACUUUUUCUUAGGUUAGCUAUAUGCAAAUAAUGAAAUGGGCACUAUCCUCAUGUUUGCAUGAUUGAUAAUUAAGAAUAUGUCAUUCAAUUCUCACUCAAACUCUACUAUUAGACAAUGAACAACAAAGGCAGUUGCUUUUUAACAGUUUAGUAUUAUCAAAUUACUCAUUGUCUGCCAUUUAUACAUCUUUCCUCAAACAAACAAGUUGGCACUCUCCUUAAAUUCCUCAACAUGUCUGCUGACACAAACUCUCUAAAGCUGCUAUUUUCCAAUGUUAAUUCAAGAAGAGAGCUUCACCAAGGCAUCUCCCUCCUCAUUUUUCAACAUGUUAGUUUCUCGGAGGCAAAAGUUCUUGCUCUUUUCUUUUUUCAUUCUCCUGAUCUCAUCAUCAUCAGAAGCUUCAAGGUUGCCUAAGGAGUUUUGGGAACAGAUGUUGCCCAAGAAGCUGCCUACUCCUCCAUCUUCUCCCUCUAAGGGCACCAAUUCUGCCUCUGCAUCCUCUUCUCCAAUGGCGAGAGCUGAUACAACUCUUCCUUCAUCGGACGGAAAGGUCUAGCUAUGUACAGUUUACGGUUUCAACAACUCUCUAACUGUACAUUAAUAUAUAUCAAAUCUGAAAAUUUUGCACCAGUUGAUCUAUCCAAAGAAAGCAGGAAGAAUUCUUAAUGGUGUUUUUGUAUAUUCUUCAAAAAGAAACAAACGCUCUGUAGGUUUUCUCUGAAAAUUGGUCUGCGGAUGCACCGUGAAGAUGACUGAGUAGAGAUAUUCAUCUUGGGACAGGAGGAUGAUUACUGAAACAUUAAGGAAUCAAGGCAGAGACUGUUUUUAUCACUCGCGACAAGCAUAGAUCAUGUUAAUGGAGAAAAUAAACUCUCGAUGGUAAUUUUCCAGGAAAAUUCAUCUAUGUAAUAUCUCUUGUCCCUCCAUGGAAUAAUUUUGACAAAGUUUAACAGAUUUAGUUUC
Messenger RNA from Manihot esculenta (cassava), 5782 nucleotides. RefSeq names its product wall-associated receptor kinase 3. Gene Ontology annotation, molecular function: protein serine/threonine kinase activity; calcium ion binding; ATP binding. Gene Ontology annotation, biological process: cell surface receptor signaling pathway; protein phosphorylation. Bases 53 to 4429 code for a protein of 1458 amino acids. The record is from RefSeq and is a predicted model, not a curated record. NCBI's taxonomy places the organism in Eukaryota, Viridiplantae, Streptophyta, Magnoliopsida, Malpighiales, Euphorbiaceae. The transcript has 7 exons. Gene Ontology annotation, cellular component: plasma membrane.